GCUUGCUAAUGUUGGUCACGUGAUUUGUGGCCAUUUUAGUAGUGUCUGACAAGUUUGUGUUUAUCGUGUUUUGUACAGAAUAUAAAAAUUAUACCGACAUGUAGAGAUGCAUUUUUAGAUAUCUCGUUAUAAUGGUUGAGGCAGUUGUGGAGUUUGAGUAUGUGGCAGAGCAGGCUGAUGAGUUGUCGCUACAUGUUGGUAAUAUCGUCAAGAACAUUGUGCGCUCCGAGGGAGGAUGGUGGGAAGGAGAGCUCAAUGAUAAGAAGGGAAUGUUCCCGGAAAACUUUGUCAAAAUACUGAAAUCUGAAGACAAAUCAAAGCCAGAGCCCGAGAGUGGUGUGGGUGUUAAGAAAAGUGCAGCACAGAGGAAAUCGGUCCGGGAACUGGCAAAUAAAUUCAAGGAUGCCAAUGUUCAUCUAGGUGCCAUGCCGCCGCCAAAAACAAAAGAAGUGAAGAAGAAGUGCAAGGUUGUCUUUGACUAUACUCCUGAGAACGAAGAUGAGCUACUGUUACACACAGGAGAGGUCAUAGACUUUAUCAGAGAGGUUGAAGAUGGGUGGUGGGAGGGUUCACUGAACGGAAAGACUGGUGUGUUCCCGUCCAACUUCUGUGAGAUGAUAGAGGAACCUGAAGAGAGUUCAUCUCAACCACCGAUAGCCGCUGACAGACCCAUUAACUCGGUCACAGGUUCAGCUGAAGAGCCAGCUCCGGAACCAGUCAGUGAAAUCAAAGGCAAGAAGGUGAUGGGUAUCGGCCUCGGUAACAUAUUUGAAGGAGGACCAAUCAAAUUGAGGAAGGCAAAGGGUGACAUUAAAAUAAAGUCGGAAAAACCUACAGAAACAAAGGAAGUGAGCAAGAGGAGUGAACACAGCUCGACCCCGCCACCUAUUCCUUCGACCCCAGUCCCACAUGCCCCUACCUCAUCACACCCCCAGCCGACAGAGCCCGAGGUCGUCAAGAGAGAGGUCAAAGAUAAAGGUGAUAUGGCGAUAGUGCGAUUCUCGUACACCGCAGAGCAACCCGACGAGCUGUCACUGGAGACUGGGCAGGUGGUUAACAUCCUCGACAUGAAGCUAGAGGAUGACGGCUGGUGGAAAGGAGAACUUGGUGGCAAAGUCGGAGUCUUCCCCGAUAACUUUGUCGAACUUAUUGUCGAGCCUAAGCCCAAACGACCUUUACCUCCUGUGAACACAAGCACGAAGCCGGCCCCCACUCCAGGCCAUAAACCGGUCAGUGCAAACCACAAAGGAGGAAUUUACCCCAAAGUACCAGACAAAGUGCCUGUUGCUGCCGCCGUGACAAAUGAAAGCAAGAAACCUGAUUUGCUACAGGAAACAAAACAUGAAGUAAAACAUGAACUGAAACAUGAACUGAAACACGAGCUAAAGCAUGAAACUAAAUUCGAACCAAAACUGGAAUCUGUUCAUGGUAUGAAGAAAGAAUCUGCUGAGUUUGUAUCGACGAACGCAGUGACUAGUAAAAAGGGUGGACCCCCUCCAGUGAGCAAAAAACCUCCAUCGGUCAAACAGGAAUCGACCAAACGAAGCAGUCACUCUAGGCCAGACUCUAGAGAGGCUCUGUCUUCGAAAGACGUUAAAAUGAAGGAAACAAAACAUUUGGAGAAAGACAGCCGGUCGGAAGACGAAAACUUGGUGGAUACGGAUGAGGAUUUGGAUAAUCUGGAGACAUCAGGAAAUAAACUUGUCCAUCUCACGGCCAUGCGGCCUAAGGCUCCAAAGAAACGACCACCAUCAUUUUUUGUAACUCCAGGCGAGUCUGAUGCCCUCAGUCCAGAAGAUCAACCGACACCCAAUAUACCCGACCUGGCUCCUCAUUCACACCACAACAAACAUGAAACGGAAAAACCUGUUCUUCCAGUACAUCAUGGGAAACACAUGAAAGAUGCUAAACAUGUUGGACAUGGUGAGAAUGACAAGAAAGCGGUGAGCCGUGACCAAUCAAACAGUGUUCCACCUCCACGCCCCCCAGAACCAGCUGUUGGAGGUGAACAUGUUCCGAAGGCCUUUGAAGACCUGCAGAGGGAGUUCCGUAAGCUGCAGGCGUCGAUGGUGUCUCGGAGCGAGCACCAAGAGCUGAAGAGUGUGUGUGACAGUCUCCGGUCUGAGCUCGACACGGUGAAGUCGACGUACUCGAAGAAGAUCCGCGAGUUGAUGAUGGAAGUGGACGAGGAGAAGAAACUGCGACUCUCCACACAGGUGGAGAUCGAGAGAAUAAAGAAACUGUUAGCCGAGUCGCACGUCUAGUCAAAUGUGUCCGCGACUUGGCCAGCCGGAACGUGGAACGUUGUUUCAUAUCUUAACAAGCAUUGACGAUUCGUCCUCAGUUAUCAUGCAUCUUGUGAUACUCCCAGAUAGGUGUAGCUAGGCACGUCUUAUCUCUUCUUUAUUUUUUCUUAAAGUUUUUUUAUAUCAAGUGUUUAGUUUACAUACUUAAACCACUUUAAAUAGUAGAUGAAACAAAACAAUAAUACCUUAUUUUAAUGUCUUGAUAAUUAUUAGUAAUUAGUAUGACUAUUGUUUUACUCUAGUUUAUUUUAUGACAAAUAUUUUGAAGAUGUUCCUUUGUACUAGUAUUUUUACUUGAUGAAAAACUUUCAGUGAGUAUGAGAUAAGACUAAUUUUAUGUAUAUUCAUAAACACAUUCCAGUUUACCGACAACUCAAACCUGUUAUAAAUGUUCAGCCUGUUUAGUGGUGGCAGAACAAACCUGUUUAUCAAUUAUUGUAUUGAUAAAGUUUGUUGUUAUUGUCUCACCUUGACGAAAUCAAAUGGCAGGAUACAGGUAUUACUUUUCCCACGGUGAUGGUGGCAUCAUUAACUUUCGCGUUUAGCUACAAUGUCAUGUAUUUAUAUAUUUUUUAUUAAAUUAAUUUUGGGGAAUUUAAUUUUUAAAAAUAUUUUUUUAAAGAACUAGAUUAAUCUUGAGUGUUACUUAACAAAUUAUUUCUUUAUUCAUAGAAUCAGUUUAUGGUAGACGAGCCAUUUAAUUGAAUGGAUUUCUUGGCUAGUUACCUUUUACAGCUAUGGUAUUUUACCCAUGUAUAUUUGGUAAGAUAAUCGGGCAUUAAAUUUGAGGAAUUGUUUUUGGUAAAAGAUUCCAACAGAAUCAUAAAAAUUAUUUAAUAAUCCUCCACUUUAGAUCAAGAAUCUCGAAACCAUCGUACUGUACCAGGGCCUUGGUUUACAAAGUGCUAAGAUCACCUGAAGUGUGUACGGUAGUUAGUACAUACAGUGAUCUUAGCACUGAGGUCACUUCUUCAAAUUGGACACACCUGUUGAGUUCAUCUGUUGAGGAAUAAUUUGUGUCAUGAUUAGUGAGACAUGUUGGCUUUCUGUCUUGAUUACAAAACCUUUUCUUGGCUUUAUAAGUGCAUAGAUCUAAUACUGUAUGGUAUAUAGCUUACGUGAUCUAUGGGACUUUGCAACAAUUUCGUAGUGCUUUGUGGGGGGUAAAAAGGCCAGAUGUUACCUAGCUAAAGUGUUGAACUUCCCCUAGUAUUAUUUACUUACAGCUGCUGUAUAGUAGAUUUCUCUAGUUUUCUUCGUAAAAGAAUUGCAGACAACAUUUUCGCCAUUGUAAUGUUAUUGUUUUUGAUACUCGCCUACCAUGCAGAAAAUCAUUGAAGCCUUGAAUGUAAAUAAUACAUCAUCGAUUCAUAUUACUGUAAUUAACUCAUUAGCAUCAUUGAUUGGGUUUUUAAAACAUAUUAAUAUUAUGAAUACAUUUUCUUUAUCAUUGUUAGCUUUAAUUUUAAAUCAAUUGUGUUAUUUUGUUAAACCAAUUUGAAUUAGAAAAUUACCUUUGAUUAUUUUUGAUAAUACUGAUAAGAUUUCUCGUAAAAACUGGAUAUUAGAUUUUCUUUUCUUACUGUACCACAUUUCCUUCUUUCCAAUAGACUGUUCUGGAAUUCUGAACUCCUAGUCAGUCAUUGGCUGAAUUUCCCAUUGAGGUAUCUCAGGACUGGAGAAAUAUAUGUAAUCAAUAUUAUCAUGGCAAGUCAGCAGUUGCUACAGUGUGAAAUGUCCCAAAUUUGAACUUUUGUUUUUGUUGUGGUACAGGUGUUUUAAUCUGCAUCAUGAUACCCAGGAAAAUAAAUAUCUAAAAAAAAAAAUUUUAAAUUAUAAUUUUUUAUUAAUUAAAAAUUUAAGAAAACUAAGUGUUUGAUACUAUUUAACCAGGUCGGAAUAUUGAAUACAGGGUUUACGCUUUCACCCACAUCUGUGGCAUCAACUAGAGAAUGGUUUGUGUUUCUGUUGAAACUGGCACUUGAUAUGUCUCUUAGGGUUUUGUGUUUAUUAAAAUGACUCUUUUCUAAGAUUUUAUGCACAGAUGUGUUGUGAUUGUAAAUAUCACAGUUUUGUGCAGUAAAUAUUACAUUUACAACACAAGUUCCACAUUCUGAUACAACCUCGUGUCUUGUGGAAUAUUAGACAUGUGGCACAUGUGUCACAUAUAAACUGAACACUGUAAUAUAUACAUGUAUAUUUAUAUUGUGAUUUGGUGCAUGGUUUUGAUAUUGAAAUAUUUAUAUUGAAAGCCAGUGUUCCUUUGGAAUGCAUGAUUCAAGAUAUUUAUUAUAAUGCAUUAAGAUAUUGUCUUCAAAACAAGUUAUCGCUCUUGUUUGGCACUGCUGUAGAAUAUUAACAGUUUGACGGUGAUCUCUCUCUCUUCUUUUUGUGGUGAUUAUUAUACUUUUAAAUAUAGUGAAAUCUGUCAAAACCAGACCCUGAACAAACCAGAAUACUGUAAAAACUCGACAAGAUUGUCCAGAAUUGUUUAAAUUUUAAAAUGCGACUCUUAAGUUCUGAAUCCUGUCUAAAUCGGAUAAAUAGUAGGUCCCUUUGUGAUUUGGUUUAGACCGGUUUCACUGUAUCACACAACAGCAAAGCCUUGAUUGUUUUGUUUUUUUCUAGUAUGCUGAGGUUUUUAAAUUAUGUCAUUAUUGUCAUGUUCAUGUUUCAACCUAACACAUAACAGGUUCUCUUGAAUCUACUAAAUACAUUUUUAUGAGACCUAUUUACAUCUUUUGACAAAACAUUUAAGCUAUUACAUUUGAUAUAGAUUUGUUUACUAGAGCAGCCAGUGUUGCUGGUUAUGAAAUCAUUCCUUUGUUAUAUUUAUGAAGUUUAAUGCCUGUUAUAUUUUGAAUUUGUUAAGCUUGGUGAUCAAUUUUAUGUUUAUUUACUUUCAUUCAAAAUGCCAUGCAUUCCAUUUAGUAUUUUGUUACAUGGAGAAACAAUGGCGCAAUACUUUGUAUCUAUAAAAAUAUCUGUUAAAAAUUCAAUAUUAGAUUGUAAUUAUUUGUGUUAAAAAAGUUAUUUAGUCUGUGGAAUAGACCAUGUUUAUACAGUACAUACGUUACAAAGCAGAGUUUAAGCUGCUGUUUGCCAAAUAGCCAGAUGCGAAAUAAAGUUGAAUUAGGUGAAGAUAUGACAUUACCAAUUCACCAAAAUGUUUAUUCGAAAACCGUUUGUUGGUUCUGUUUAGCUAAAUGUUACUUGAAUUUGGCUACAAAUUUUGUUAUGAAAUAUGCCAAAUUCCUAUUAAGUUUUUUGUCCAGCUUAAACGACAACAAAUUUAUGUUUUAAAAUAUACAAUCCGUAGUAAACAGUGAUCCGACAUCUUGAAACUUCCAGCCUAAACAUCUCAAACAUUUUAAUACUGAUGUUACUGUCUGAUAGCUGUUGUAUUCAGUUUAUCAAACCUGUACCUGUCACCUGAUAUUUCAGUCUUUGGGAUACGUCUUUCUAUCCACAGAGUAUGCUUUGCUCAACUAUGAAAGAUUUAUAAAUAAGGAUGGGAUGGGGUUUGCUUCCUUAAUAUUAUAAAUUGCAUUUGGCGACUGGAUGUUAUUAAGUCGUUAUUCUGAAUGUUUUAUCAUUGGCAUCGGAAGAUGCUGUUAACAAGGGCUAACACAUAUUCUGGCCCUUCCAGCUUCAAAGUUGGGGUGGGGGAGAAGUGACACCCAUGCCCCCUUACUUCUAACGCCUAUAGUUUUAUACAUAUAUUGAAUUUUGACUAUUAAAAUCCAGGUUAUUUUUUUUCUUUGCGUAUAUGUGUAAAAUAAUAUUUAGUUGAUUACAUUAUGAAUCACAGGUUGUGACACGUCUGCACGUAAAAUCUUAUAACACUUUCUUUAACACACCAUUUGUCUUCCACUCCACAAACAGCAUAGACACUUAUGCAAACGUUUUGUAAAUGGCCAGUACCUUUCCUCAGUAGUUGUGUGUUCAUAUAUAUACCAUUUCUGUGCUGUGCUGUUACUUCUAAACACAUUCACAAGAUCUGUAGCAAUAUGAUAUUAUAUAUAGAAUUUGAAUUUCCUUGUCCUUGUCAGAACCUAGAAAUUAUGCUAAUGCCAUUUUGUUUAGGCCUUGCCUGUAUUGUUGAUCUUAAUAGCAGAAUGAAAAUGGCACUGUUUUUAUAUGUCACAUGCAUGUAGAUGUAACAUAGAAUGACUGGGAAAUUUACAGAUAGGACUGGCAGGCUAAAUCAAGAUGUGUACAUAGAUAAUGUAUAAAAGCAGAGUUUGUUUUGAAAUAGCUUUUUAGUAUAUAAUUGCUGAAUCAUGAGAACAAAUAAUUUAUUUACAAUUCUCGAGAUGUUGUUAAUUUUAAAAGAUUAAUAUUGUACAAUUUUAUAUCUUGUGAAUCAGCUUUGUAUAUUUUGUCCUUGUAUAGCAAAUAAUUUCAAAAUAGGUAAUAUAAGUUAAACAAAAUCACAGUUAAUGUUUAUGAUCGUACGUGGAACCCAUUGUUAUUUAUCUGAAUUUUUACAUUCAGAAUAUUUUUAUUAGUUCAGAAAUUAAAUGUGUGUGACGUGUGGUGGAUGAAUCAAAGGUGUUUGUGUUUUGAGCCUAAUAUUCAGCGCCAUGUGUGGGGUGAUAACUCAAGCACAAUCUCAUCAAAUCAUGUUGCAUAUUAUCAAAUGCUCAUCGUUGGACUUGCUUUCAGUGUUACAAAUUAAAACAUUGAUUAAUAAGUGCACCUUUGAGAGUGUUGUAAAAUGGGAAGAAAAAAUACAAAUUUCACAAGCAUCCUCUUGUUAAACUUUUUAGGAAAGUGUAAAAUGAUUUGUUAAAUCAUGCUACACACACAGUCCACCACAAAUUAAUUAGGUCUGUCUGGAAUAUAUUUAAUAUUGUGAACUGACCUAGUUGAUUCUCAGUCGAUAUGUUUAUCAGUUGAUAUGUUUAGCCACUACCACUCCCGGUUCUACAGCUGGUUACAUUCCUGUCUGGUGUUAGUAUACUGAACGACAAAAGAAAUGGAGAAUACUAAAUGAGUUCCAGUCUGUCUUCAGUCGUACAUCACGAGCGAAAGUGAGUAAUGUAUGAUUAAAAACACACAAGUGUAGUAUUUUAUUUAUUACACCGCACAUCAACGAACAAAAAUCGCACAGGAUUACUUCCAAAAUAACUGAGCAAGAUAUGAAAAGGAAAAUUGAUGUCAUUUAGUAAAAUGACAUCAUAUUGUGGUUACUUAAUUUAGCUAUUUAUCAAUGAAACUUUGCAUUCCUAAGCCACAAAUCUAUCAAUGAUGUUUUUGCAAACAAUAUUAUAAACCUAUUCAAGGCUAAAUAAAAUUAUUUACAAAUAUAUUUUGUUAAAUUUUGCUGCUAACAUUAAUUAUAAGAAUUGACAGCAAGUAUUUUUGCGAUUUAAAAAUAUGAAUCGAAAGAACCAUGUGCACAAUUUGCAUAAAGAUCUAUGUGGAGUUGUGCGGUGUGACAGUCGAUCACCUGUGAAAGACAAUUUAUAUCACAUGGGUACAACCGCGGUGUAAUGAAAACAGAUAUUCAUUUAGUUGGGGUUUCUUUAAAUACUCAAUAAUAAAUCCCAUUAUUUUUUGUCCAUUAAAAUAUAUUAUGAAUGUCCUGUGAACAUUUUCGUCCACUUUGAUAUUAUAUUUACCGAAUGAAUUGUAAAUUGAAAUAUUUUCACUUCUUUUGUUUUUCAGUGUAGUCGUUUCACUGAUCAUGUCAGUGAUGUACAUUCAUACAAAGUAUACAUCUAUUAUUGUUGAUCAUUACUUCACUUUAUUUGAUUUUAUAUAAGACGAGCUUUUAUUUUAUAUACUCCGUUGUUUAGCUGUUUGUUAUAUUUGCAAAACACUGUUAGUCCAUUCAAAUCAAAAACAUUAUUAGACAAAAAUACAUGGUCAGGUACCUGUACAUUGAAGCUUGCCACAGCACCCAUCUGUAAUCAGCAGUUAGUACUUGCUCUUUUUUUUCUUCUUCAAAAUCAUUUACCAUCAUAUUAAAUUACCCCUACUAAGCAGUCACCUCUCUAAUGUGUCCAGAAGAAGUAACCUAAAGUUGCAUGUCAACAUGUCCGUAUGUGGUAUGAACACGGAUGUUUUGUUUGUGUGUUCAUUUAUGCAGUUGCCAGUACGGUUUGGUAUCCUCUUGUGUGUUUUGGGACAUGUUUCCAUAUCUACCGCUACAUGGUCCGGUAAAAAAACCCACAUUUGCAGGCGUAUGCCAGACCACUCUCCACACUGGACAAAUGGACAAUCUUAUUUCAUUUCAUUGUGUGAGAUUUUAGCCAAACCUGUUUCUGCACAGAAAACUUAAAUUAGAUCCCAAAUCACUGAAACAUGCAUUAUGUAGCUGUAGCAUGUUUUUUGCUGAUCCAAAAUGUAAAUUAAACCACUAUUUUCACAUAAUGGCUAUACUUUUAGAGAAGUGGAUGAUUUGUACACAUUCAAGUAUCACUGCGAACCAGUAAAGAAUUUGCAAUGGGAAUGCAUUAUAAUUGUCACAGGGGAUUCAACAAAACUCCAUAGUAACAUUUUCCUAGUGCUAUAGUACAUAUCAUAGAAAGUUGAUGCAGUACUACAUUUAUUACAUUGUAGUACAUUGUAGUAUCACUAGGGAAAACAAUUUGAGGUAGGACAUUGGUGUAACACAAAAAUCUGUGUUGUUGAUGGUGCUAUACACAAUUUUUUGAAAAAACGUGUAGUUGACUGGUUCACGGGUGUGUACUGUAAUAUUACCAGGUUUAUAUCCUCUGGACUGUGUAGAUAUACAAUUUUGCUAGUUAUUUUAUGGAUUUCACUCCAACUGCUAGCUUCUGCUUCGACUAGCUGUAGUAGUUACAAAUAUGAUUGGUUUUCGAGAUGUACCUCGUCCUGCAUUGCAGCCUUGCUUUCAUGUCAAUGCGUGAAUGUAUUAUCAAUUAUAUAUAUUGUAUAUUUCAUAAUAAAAUAUUAAUAUAU
Molecule: messenger RNA, 9239 nt
Organism: Gigantopelta aegis
Lineage: Eukaryota; Metazoa; Mollusca; Gastropoda; Neomphalida; Peltospiridae
Product: CD2-associated protein-like
Exons: 14
Coding region: 132-2264 (710 amino acids)
Molecular function (GO): protein binding
Source: RefSeq, a predicted model, not a curated record